AUGCCCCUCAUUGUCUCGCGCGCAGAUCUAACCAAGGACUGGGACGAGCUCAUAACCACCUACUGGACUGCGUGGAGCUCUCCCCUCCAAGCCGUCGGCGAACUGACCUUUGCCCACCUGGGGGAAGGCAGCCAAGCUGAAGCAGCAGCCCUUGCGGCUGUGAAAAGCUCCUUACGUCAAGCCGCGGAAUCCGACCCCAACAUCGUCUGGUUGAAAUGCUACGAUACCAAAUCGGGGCAGAUUGUCGCGGGAGGAAUGUAUCACGUGCAUCACCAUAAUCCAUACCGCGCGGGGGCACCGAGGAUGGAGGCGACGUGGUUUCCAGAGGGGAGUGAGAUGAGGUUGUUGGCCGAGGAGUUCUAUGCACAGUUAUGGGCAUGGAGGGGGAGGAUGAUGGGAGAUAGACAUGUUUGUGGGAAUGCGCUCUGGGCACUGCCCGAGUAUCGCUCGCUGGGCGCGACGGAGCUUAUUAUGGACGAGUUUGUCCGCCAUAUGGAUGCGCUGGGGAUGGAAGGCUACCUCGAGGCUACGGAGAUGGCGGUCGCGCUGUAUCAAAAGUAUGGGUUCGUGGCUAUCGCGCGACCACGCAUGAGCUUUUCUGAGGAUCAACGGCGGAGCGCGCAAGGGAGGAGAUUGAUUCACGAGAUCCAGGCGCACCCCGUGUGGAUUAUGUGGAGGCCGGCAGGGGGUGAAUACAGGGAUGGAGAGACGGUGCUCCCAUGGGAAGGCAGGCCAAGACACAUAAAGCUGUAG
Messenger RNA from Aspergillus nomiae NRRL 13137, 753 nucleotides. RefSeq names its product GNAT family acetyltransferase. NCBI's taxonomy places the organism in Eukaryota, Fungi, Ascomycota, Eurotiomycetes, Eurotiales, Aspergillaceae. Bases 1 to 753 code for a protein of 250 amino acids. The record is from RefSeq and is a predicted model, not a curated record. The transcript has 2 exons.